AUGUCUGCACCCCACGACCAGAACCGUCAUCCCCGCCGCCGUCCUCUUAAGGGCUCCGCCUCCCCUCUCAGCACCCAUGGCAUGCAGCUCCGGAAGAGCGGUACUUUCUCGUCGCCAACCCACAUAUCGUCCGACAUCUGCGACGUCGACAAAUACUUUAUGCCCCGUCGCUCACCGACCAGCACUGAGCGACUAGAGGAGCUAGUCAACGACUCCAUCCAAGACCCUAGCGUGCGUCGCGUCACCAACCUGCUCAAGGACUUCGAGGCGAGGGUCGCUGGCCAUAAGAGCGCUGCUGCCGGCUCUGACCUUCUCAACGACCCGGAGGUUCUUCCCGUCCCGAGCUUCGUCCUCGACAGCACCUCAUUGGACCACACCCCAAUGGACAUUGACAUAAAGCCUACUGCAGCUCAACGCAGCCCCCACGACCACGCUUCUGACAGCGGUCUGGGUUCGAGCAUCAGUGGAUCGAAAUACGGUAAGGAGUCACCGCAGCUACCCGUCUUGGAAGAGAACGCCCCGCAUUCUAACAUAUAUAAAGACGAGAUUCGCACUCAGCGCUCCAGCGUUCGUGAAUCCAUCAGCACCUCAAUCAGCUCAACACACUCGGCUGUCACCAGGUCCUUUUCCGCACUCGGUUCUCCAGAGGAGGAUCACGUGCUUGGCGAGCACACGUGCAAGCAGAUUCACGACUUCAUUGUCAAGCCCAUCCUUGCUGAGGAGUCUCUCAAAGACUUUCACUCGCUUGUCAAGGACGUUCCCCGACGCAUAGGUGAGAAGAACAUCCGAAACCUCCGUGAUCUCGAGAAGACCCUCAUAUUCCUCGCACCGGAGCUGUCGGCUACCCCGGACUCGUACACUCGUUUUUGCGAACGAUCAAUCCAACUCUUGGCUACGACUGUCCAGUACAUUUCCGAACAAGAUCAGCGACUACCAACCGACCGCCCUUAUACUGACGGCUACUUCCUCGAUUUGAUGGAACAGAUUAGACGAUACGCUUCAAUCAUGGCUGCUACAAGAGAAAAAGAAUCCAAGGGCGAGGACCUAGACGACAUGGAUUACUCACGGUAUGACCGCGCCGCCGGCUUUCUAUUCGCACGCACUAAUCAAAUGGUCCAUAGCGAUGAGAAGAUCACCCUCCGUGGUGGCAUUAGCCACAACGGCCGUCCCGUCGAGCUAGUCCGGGAGAAGAACGGAAAGGUUAUGCCUAUCUCAGAAGAUGCCUCAAAAGCCUUCAGGAUCAAGCGCCGUCUCUCGGACGCCUCCGAGGACAGUAUGGACGAGGAUGAAGUCACCCGCUCCAUGGCGCGCCGUCGUAAGUCCGAGAAGCCAGGAGAUGUAAUGCACAUUUGCCGUGACUGCAAGAAGGAGUUCAAGCGACCAUCCGAUCUGACCAAGCACGAGAAGACCCACUCUCGCCCGUGGAAGUGCUCUGAGAAGAACUGCAAGUACUUCGAUCUGGGCUGGCCAACUGAGAAGGAACGUGACAGGCAUAUGAACGACAAGCACUCUGCUGCUCCUGCCCAGUACAAGUGUCUCUACCCACCAUGCUCGUACGCCUCAAAGCGUGAGUCCAACUGCAAGCAGCACAUGGAGAAGGCUCAUGGCUGGGAGUACGUUCGUUCCAAGAGCAAUGGUCGCAAGAAGGGUCCUACUGGCAGCGAGAACAGCCCCACUACUCCUCUUACUCCUUUCAUUGGCACACCAAUGUCAGCGACCAUGACUACACCCAUCACACCGUUCAUCCCAUCGCCACAAGUGCCCAUGAUCGACAACUUUGACUUCUAUGGCGUCAACACGCCAGCUUUGAGCCACCAGGGUUUCCAGGAUGACUUCCGCCGUGACUCGAUCACAACCAACGGCUCCCACUUCACCUACUCAUCUGGACAUUCGCCCGUUGAGCCCACAUCCUUUGUUGAUGCUGUGACCCCAGAAGAUACUCACAUCAACCACAACGACAUCUACAACGCCUGUGACCUGAACGCAAAUUUCAACACGGGUUUCCAGCAGCCAACCCCAAUGAGCACGGCGUUUGACUACGCGCCAUUGCCAUUCACAACCAGCAGCACGAUGAAUGGGCUCCCACACCUAUCACCAUUGGCUCAGCCCGACGUUACUCUCUUCUCACCACACAUGGAUGAGGGCUUCAGUGGUGACAUGGACAUGACCAUGCAGGGCUUCAGUCGCCCCACUGAGGACUUCACGUUGUUCGAUACCGCGCCGCCUAGCCAGAUGGCGUUCAACAACACGUCCAAUUUCUUCCCCGAUUUCAACCAGCUUGGGGGGCAAUUCGACAACUUGUACGCCGAGCCCACUACUACGUUGGAUGAUUUGACCUUUAUGGGCUAUGGAAACCCGCAGUAA
Messenger RNA from Alternaria burnsii, 2364 nucleotides. RefSeq lists its product as uncharacterized. The record is from RefSeq and is a predicted model, not a curated record. NCBI's taxonomy places the organism in Eukaryota, Fungi, Ascomycota, Dothideomycetes, Pleosporales, Pleosporaceae. Bases 1 to 2364 code for a protein of 787 amino acids. The transcript has 2 exons.